Hermetia illucens (black soldier fly) is the source of this 3665-nucleotide messenger RNA. It is a transcript of the gene Lcch3, whose product is annotated as gamma-aminobutyric acid receptor subunit beta-like. Lineage: Eukaryota; Metazoa; Arthropoda; Insecta; Diptera; Stratiomyidae. Bases 1341 to 2831 code for a protein of 496 amino acids. Gene Ontology annotation, cellular component: neuron projection; synapse; membrane. The transcript is spliced from 11 exons. Gene Ontology annotation, biological process: nervous system process; monoatomic ion transmembrane transport; chemical synaptic transmission. Gene Ontology annotation, molecular function: GABA-A receptor activity; neurotransmitter receptor activity; extracellular ligand-gated monoatomic ion channel activity. The record is from RefSeq and is a predicted model, not a curated record.
AUGUCGCAUUCGGUAGUGCGAACUCAGCAGAAAUAAAUCUUUUAAAAAUUGUUUUUCAUUCAUCCGGGAUGGAUUCAACUAAAAAGGAAUUUUCCUGAAUUGUUCGUGAUGAGCCUGAACGCGAAAAAGGAGAAUCGGUAAAAGUUAAUUGAGAAAUCUGUAAGAAAGUCUAGUGAGCCGACCGAACUGAGGCAUUGUUGCCGAUCAUAGCCUUUGGCGUCAGAAUAGGGAAAGCAUCCAAAACAGUGUUCGGUUAACCUUUGUGUCGGAGUGUAACAGACAAGGAUUCUGCUCCUUUUUAUGUAGAAAGUGGUUUUGUUCAGUCGGUUAUGUAAAUUUGUAAGUGGCGAUCUAUGGUGAGAAAAAUAUCCGGUAAAAGUAUACCAAUUAUCCUGAAAAUGCCGGAAUUUGAGAGGUAGUUCAGUGCAGUGACUAUUCAGGUGGAAUUGACGUUAAACUGAGUUGCAGCGUGCAUUCGCAGCCUAAUGACCUUCAUUUGUGCAGUACACUCUGGCAUCAUUCACCCAAUAAAGUGUGACACGUUAAUGAAAAUAGUGCCCAAUGUCCCUGUGACCACUCAGCAAAAACCGCCAAUGUCUAAAAUAAUAGUUCUAAAUAUUCUAACUGUCUUCAACACAUGACUCUCCGAGACCCCGUUCUAAAAAUCCAAUUUCAUGCCACCCUAAAAAUGGGUCAAUUUCAAGCUUACGGAAUGAUGUCAGCUGUGAUGGAAUAAAGUUGUACGAGGAUGAUUCAGUGAUGACUAGCAAAUGACACAGCAUAAUUAUGUAUGUCGUUCAAGGACUCUUUGAGUGCAAUUAAGAGUUUCUCGUGGCAUCAGCAUCGUCAUCAUCAUCGUUGCCGUUUUCACCGCCGAAGUAAGAAAGUGCACACAAAAAUCUUAGCGGGAAGGAAACUCACCGAGUCUUGUUUGCUGUCUUCUCCACAAUCCGCACAUAUCUCGGACGUACGUGCUCGAGGGUUUGAAGGAUACACGAUAAGAUCUUAAUAUCGCUUUGUGAGUCGCUUGGUUUUGGCUGGAGGUUUUAAGGGAUUAGUGAAACUAUCAAAGUUGGCAGGAUUCCUUCUACACCUUCUGCAUGCAUACCCUUCACAGAGGAAUGAAGCCAUGCCGUAGUACCAACACCACCACCUCAACCACUCAACACAGCUCGAUUGCAAACGAACUGCAAAUCCAUAAUCUUCUCAGCGGCUGCAUCGUUGAACAUCAAAACCAAAACGACAACGACAAAGAUUUUAAUGAUUUGGAAGAGGAUCUGCGCGAAAAACAGAACUAACAACGUCAAUGUGUAGGACGACUGCAAUUGGAGGAAUUCAAGAUGUUCCGCAUCACUGGCUUUGCAAUUUGUGGAAUAUUGUUUUUCGGAUUUCUGGCGUCUGUAAGAUGUAAACGGAAAGAAAUGGUUCCUGACCGAUUAGUUAAUGUAACUCAAACGAUUGCAAAAAUUCUGGAAGGAUACGAUAUUCGAUUGAGGCCUAACUUUGGAGGUGACCCGCUCCACGUAGGGAUGGAUCUCACAAUUGCUAGUUUCGAUGCAAUUUCUGAAGUGAACAUGGAUUACACGAUAACAAUGUACUUGAAUCAGUACUGGCGCGACGAACGGUUAGCUUUUAACGCUUAUGGACCGUACUAUGAUGACGAUGCUGAUGACGAUGGCGUUAAUGAUAUUCUCACGUUGUCAGGAGAUUUUGCGGAGAAGAUUUGGGUGCCAGACACGUUUUUCGCAAAUGAUAAGAACAGUUUCCUUCACGAUGUCACGGAGCGAAAUAAAUUAGUUAGACUCGCGGGCGAUGGUGCAGUGACAUAUGGAAUGCGCUUCACGACAACACUCGCUUGCAUGAUGGAUCUGCAUUAUUAUCCUUUGGAUUCACAAAACUGCACUGUUGAAAUUGAGAGCUAUGGUUACACAGUUACAGAUGUCGUCAUGUACUGGAAACCAACCCCGGUCCGGGGAGUUGAAGGAGCCGAACUGCCACAAUUCACUAUAAUCGGAUAUGAGACGAAUGAUAGGAAGGAAAAACUCGCGACAGGAAUAUACCAGCGGCUAUCUUUGUCCUUUAAGCUGCAGCGGAAUAUUGGCUAUUUCGUAUUUCAAACAUAUCUUCCUAGCAUAUUGAUUGUGAUGCUAUCCUGGGUAUCCUUUUGGAUCAAUCAUGAGGCGACCAGUGCAAGAGUUGCUUUGGGCAUAACGACUGUCCUAACAAUGACGACGAUUAGUACAGGCGUUCGGAGUUCUUUGCCUCGGAUAUCCUAUGUAAAGGCCAUCGAUAUUUACCUGGUGAUGUGCUUUGUGUUUGUUUUUGCUGCCCUGCUUGAAUACGCUGCCGUCAAUUAUACGUACUGGGGAGCCCGGGCGAAAAAGAAAAGCAAAAAGAAAGGCGGCAAGGAGACGGAGAAGAAAGCCGCAGCGAAAGCGGAAAAGUCUGAAACGUGUUCAGCGAAUGACGACAUUAUAGAGUUACAAGAUGUUCGCAUGAGUCCUAUUCCGUCGCUUAGAAAAGGAAACUACAAUAACACUUUGGAAUCAACCGGUUCCGAAACAUUAGAUUUGGCUAAAUUUCCACCUAGUUUUAGAAUCGCAAGGAAUUAUGGAACAAAUCGCAAUAAUUUACGAUAUCGAGGCAACCGAGCCGCACACAAUCAGCGUCCUAAAAUGUUACACGCCCUACGUAAAGGAGCAUCAGUCCUAAAAGCAUCAAUACCUAAAAUUAAAGACGUCAAUGUGAUAGAUAAAUACUCUAGGAUGGUAUUCCCAGUUAGUUUCUUAGCAUUCAAUGCUGGCUAUUGGACAUUCUACAUACUGGAAUGAUAGUAACUAACUAGGAAGUGCGUAGUGAAAAUGAUGUGUAGACUACCCCCAACGAUCAUCAAACCAAUUGGCACUUUAAUCAAUAUGUCUGGUUAAACAUCAGAUCAAACCGAAACAGACCAGUUGAUGGAGACACCACGAUCAAGCAAAACCAAUCACAUAAUUGGCCAAUCCUCCUCGUCCAGUAGAUGAUCCAGAACUAUGCAUCGUUCCAAACUUCAAUACUACCCGUAGUAAGCACGCACAAAGGAUAUGAAUCAAAAUCUAUAGAAAAUCAAAUCGUAAAGCAAAUAUUUCGAGAAUAGGCAAGAAUUGAUUGACCAAUUUUGUUGCGAAUUCAAAAAUAAGGACUAUUCGUUUUUGCGCUUCUCCAGCGCAAGGAUAUUCAGUAGAGUUAAUGUAAUUCAGUGAAAGUAAUGAAAUUUUAAACAAAAAGGUUAUUUGCCGGAUAUGAAGUAUUGAAAAAUUUUAUACUCCAAUUAAGAAAAUUUAAUAAAAUUCGAAUCAAAAUAAGGAAGAAAGAUGGCGAAUGUAACAUAAACUAAAAUUCUAAGACGUCUAUCUUCAAUGACUUUAAAAGUUUGUUAACAAAGUAAUUAGUGUAAAUUCCAUCUCCUCAACUUUAAAAAUUAGGCCAUUUUGAAAAAAAGUAUCGUGGAGGGUGUAAAUUGUAUGGAACGAAACGUAAUGAUAUUUGGAUACUUGCGAGCAAUGAUUAUGAUAGACAAGAUAAUGAAGAGCAUGGAGCAAUAUUUUAUAUUACUGUCCCUUUACUAUCUUAUGAUUAAGAAUGUAUUUCCACAAUGAAUUAUUUUGAAAUUUAGAAAGCAAAGC